This is a messenger RNA of Rhinocladiella mackenziei CBS 650.93, 477 nucleotides long. RefSeq lists its product as uncharacterized. Gene Ontology annotation, molecular function: oxidoreductase activity, acting on NAD(P)H. The coding region runs from base 1 to 477 and encodes 158 amino acids. The transcript has a single exon. The record is from RefSeq and is a predicted model, not a curated record. NCBI's taxonomy places the organism in Eukaryota, Fungi, Ascomycota, Eurotiomycetes, Chaetothyriales, Herpotrichiellaceae.
AUGAAGUCUUUCACGACCGCGUCGCCAAAGAACUUCGCAUACCUUGAAUCCUUGGGCGCCAGCAAAGUCAAGUGCUUCGACUACCGCUCUCCGACGGUCGCAGAGGACGUGGCCGCCGGACUGAAGAGCAGCAAUGGCCCCCUCGCCGGCGUGAUUGACUGCACCAGCGUUACGAACGCCGUGCAAACCUGUGCGUCCAUCCUCUCGCUAUCGAAUAAUGCAGACAAGAUCAUCGCUACAGUUCUCCCACCGCCGGAAACUAUCACCAAUGCGCGCCGUAUCUUUGGCCUAAGUCUCAAGGAGAAUGAAGUCGGCAAGGCCAUCUACGAGGACUUCCUGCCAGAAGCGCUGAGCAAGGGCACGUUCAUCCCUGCCCCUGAACCGAUGGUGGUUGGCACGGGUCUCGAGGCUAUGCAGGCCGCUUUCGAUGCGCAGAAAGCCGGCGUCAGUGCGAAGAAAGUCAUUGUCAAGCUAUGA